Molecule: messenger RNA, 1120 nt
Organism: Armigeres subalbatus
Lineage: Eukaryota; Metazoa; Arthropoda; Insecta; Diptera; Culicidae
Product: ribosome-binding protein 1-like
Exons: 2
Coding region: 18-1004 (328 amino acids)
Source: RefSeq, a predicted model, not a curated record
UAAUUUGCGACAUCUCUAUGUGCGCGUUUUGUAGCUGUCAUGAGGCUCAUAAACUGCGUGCUUUUGAUCAAUACAAAAAGUACUGGAACACCAUGAAGACAAAUCCGAAAAUUGUAGGCUCUUUCAAAAAGGGUGCCGGAACCGAUAAAAAGUUCAACAAUAAAGAUAAACCAAAGAACAAUCGAUUCUUCAAAAAGUUUGAUAAACGUGACGGAGCUCCUGGGGGAAAGAAAUGGAGAGCACCAGGUGAAGCUGAGAAUGGCCGUGCUACAGGUGGUCCAGGAAGGGAUGGAAAACCGCAAAUCAAAAAUGGUAAACCAUUCAGAAAAGACAAACUCAGCCAAGUAACGCGACAAGGCAACGGUGUUGACAGUCAUGGCAAUAAACCACGUGGGGAACCCGGUCACUAUCAGAAACGGCAAACUCAACCACAGAUCUGGCAACGGCCUAGCCAGGACAUGCACUCACCGUUUACAACGAAGCCGGAAAAAUAUGACAAACGUGACGGAGCUCCUGGGGGAAAGAAAUGGAGAGCACCUCGUGAAGCAGAUAAUGGCCGUGCCAAAGGUGCUCCAGGUAGGGAUGGAAAACCGCAGUUCAAAAGAGGUAAACCAUUCAAGAAAAACAAACUCAGCCAAGGAAUGCGACAACGCAAUGGUGCCGGCAGUAAUGGCAAUGAACCACGCGGGGAACCCGGUCACAAUCAGAAACCGCAGACUCAACAACAGAACUGGCAACGGCCUAGCCAGGAAUUGGACUCGCUGUUUACAACGAAGCCGGAAAAGGUGGACUAUUGCCGAGCCCCGGAACGGGUUGAAGCGCAAGUUCGUGCCAUCAAACGAUUCGAUAAGCAGGACCAAGAAGUUGAGCAUCAGCGCCAGCAGAAAGAGAAGCAACGCAAACAUAAGAUGAUGACCAUGAAGACUAAGAAGGGGCAACCGGUGAUGCAGGGACGAAUGGAACUGUUGUACGAGAAGGUGCAGAAGAUGGUCGGUCAGGGUUAGAUAACUAGUUCAGAUUCAUUUAACUAGAUAACUAGCUAAGGUUCAUGCAAAACUAAAGUGUGUUUAGCACUUCGUUAUUCUAUGUUUGCAAUAAAUCUAAUACUGUUCAUAUUGAA